Molecule: messenger RNA, 3154 nt
Organism: Hypanus sabinus (Atlantic stingray)
Lineage: Eukaryota; Metazoa; Chordata; Chondrichthyes; Myliobatiformes; Dasyatidae
Product: coagulation factor X-like
Exons: 5
Coding region: 584-1114 (176 amino acids)
Cellular component (GO): extracellular region
Molecular function (GO): calcium ion binding
Source: RefSeq, a predicted model, not a curated record
AAUGUUUAUUAUAGUGCAAAAUGAUCAUAGUGGUCAUUGUGUUAACAAACCAUAGUGACCAGGUUUUUGCCAGUUGGUUCAAGAACUGAAUGUUUGAUGGAAAUUAACUGUAAUUGUUCUGUACAUUGAAAUUGCUUAGAACACCAAUUCACGUCAAAGAUCAGAACACCCGAGCAGUGGGGAGUCUCACGGUCAGCAUAACUUUUACACUUGGAUAAACAUUGAGAGGAUUUGAACAGCUUUCACGCAUUAAUCAAGAUAUUUGUAUGAUUUAACAUAACUAAUACACUAUUACAACCAGGAAUUUUCUCUGUUCCAAUGCAGUUUCAAUGUAUGAACAGACUGAGAAGAAAGGUGUUCCACUUUUCUGCUGUCAACAUUACCAGAAUUUAUUUCCAGAAGUCAAUGUACUCCUGUGAGUCUUUCAAAAUUGUUGGUUAUUUAUUAACAGAAAUAUUUGCAAAACAAAGAAAAAGAACUGAUUAUAUAAAGAGUGUAUCUGUGAUUUGAGUGAGAUAGAUCCAUUUGCAAAAUCCCCCGUCGUGUCUCUCCAAUUGGUCGGAUCGGACGGUGACAAAGCAAGAUGAAGCUCGUCCUCAGUUACGGGAUCAUCUUGUUGCUUCUCACUGGCUGUCACACGAAUGACGUCUUUCUACAGAAACCUUCAGCUCUGCAGCUCCUGUCUCGAAUCCGCAGGGCAAACAGUUUUCCAGAAGAGCUUAAAGAAGGGAAUCUGGAGCGAGAGUGUGUGGAAGAAACAUGCUCAAAGGAAGAAGCCCGAGAGAUUUUUGAAGAUGGUUCCAAAACGGAAUCCUUCUGGAAACUCUACACAGCCAGGCGGAGCUGUAAUUCAAUAACCUGUCAAAAUAAUGGGACCUGUCGGAACACCGCCAUAGGAGCACAAUGUAAAUGUCUCGGAGGAUUCAAUGGAACCUUCUGUGAAACAGAUAUCAAUGAGUGUGACUUAACGCCCGCAUGCCCACCAGGAACGACGUGUGUAGACGGAAUCAACAUGUUCACCUGCAAUUGCCCAACUGAAGGAUGCUUGGCAAAUUCAAAAUUGGAAUCAGAUAGUCAUGAAGAAUUUGCUAUGCUUUUCCAACUCUCGCUUUAGCUAGCAGCUAAACAUAGGGGGUGAUAGCUCCCGGCCCAGCUAAACUUAAGAAAUCUUGUUUGAAAGGAUGUUGCACAAUGUGUCCCGUUACAAAUCCGUACCACGAAAUAACAAACAAUACACAAUAUGCGAUUAAACGAUUAACCUUUAUAAUUCUUACUUUGACUAUAUGUUUAGUAAAGAAAACAAAAAAAAGGGCCCAAUCUUAUGAAACAAUCUUAUUGCACAAUGUUGGAGCUCACAGAUAAGUUGAUUGUCCACCAUCGACCUCCUCCGAUCAUCACUUUCCUUUGGACCCUCACUCCAACUCCACCCUGCCCAGCAGUCUACCAACUCUCUCCAUUCGUGUCUUCUCUCCUCAGCAAAAAGACUGCGAAAAUCUCUCUUCCAGCUCACAACAAAGAACAACAGCAUUCCAAACCCCGUAAUCUCUAGUCAUAACCCGAAUAUUGCUGCUGCAGAGAAACCAUUACAUUAUUAGUGAAAUCUUAAAGCAUGUUACACAGCAAUGAAACCCUACGGCAUGUUACAAUUUUAAAGAAUAACUAAAAUUUACAACUAAAUGUGGGGAUGAGCUUGAUGAGCUGCUGGAUUUCGGCCUGCUGAGUUCCUCCAGCAUUUUGUUAUUGCUCCAGAUCCAAGCAACUGUCUCUUGUGUUUCCAAAAUCAGACAUUGUCAACGUUUACCAACCUCUUCAAGUUUUGUCAUUAAAGUUUGGACUCUUUGAAACCCAGUGAUCAGUAAUCUUUCAGUACAUUAAUUAAAUCUUAUGCAAUGACUUUUAUAAAUAGUUGUAAACCUUUACACUUUAAGCAACACCCUGCACCUUCUGCAACAUAACAAGUAUCAAACACAAAGUACACUGCAGAUGCUGUGGUCAAAUCAACGCAUACAGACAAGCUGGAGGAACUCAGCAGGUCGGGCAGCAUCCGUUGAAAUGAGCAGUCAACGUAUCGGGCCGAGGCCCUUUGUCAGGACUGAAGAAGGAGGGAGCAGGGGCCCCAUAAAGAAGGUGGGGGGGGGGGGAGGGUGGAAAACCAAUGACAGGAAAGAUCAAGGGGUGGGGAGGGGAAACAGGGAGGAGAUAGGCAAGAGAGGUGAUAGGCAGCUAGAAGAGGAGACAAAGUGAAAGUGGGAUGGGGGGAAGGGAGAGGAAGGGAAUUAUCGGAAGUUGGAGAAUUGGAUGUUCAUACCAAGGGGCUGGAGACUACUCAGACGGUAUAUGAGGUGUUGCUCCUCCAACCUGAGUUUGGCCUCAUCAUGGCAGUAGAGGAGGCCAUGUAUGAACAUAUCCAAAUGGGAAUGUGAAGCAGAGUUGAAGUGGGUGGCAACUGAGAGAUCCUGUCUGUUGUUGCGGAGGUGCUUGAUGAAGCAGUCCCCCAAUCUGCAUCGGGUUUCGCCAAUGUAGAGGCCGCCGCACCGGAUGCAAUAGAUUACCCCAAUAGACUCACAAGUGUUGUCUCACGUGGAAGGACAGUUUGGGGCUCUGAAUGGUGGUAAGAGAGGAGGUGUAGGGACAGGUGUAGCAUUUGCGCUUACAGGGUUAAGUACCAGGUGGGAGAUCUGUGGGGAGGGACGUGUGGACCAGGCAGUCGCGGAGGGAACGAUCCCUGCAAAAAGCAGAGAGGGGUAGAGGAUGAAAAAUAUCCUUAGUGGUGGGGUCCUGUUGAAGGUGCCGGAAGUUGCAGAGGAUAAUAUGCUGGAUCCAGAGGCUGGCGGGGUGGUAGGUGAGGACAAGGGGAACACGGUCCCUGUUGUGGUGACGGGAGGAUGGGGUGAGGGCUGAAGUGUGGGAAAUGGAGGAGAUGUGGGUGAGGGCAUCAUUGAUGACAGCAGAAGGGAACCCACGAUUCUUAAGGAAAGAAGACAUUUGGGAUGUCCUGGAACGGAAAGCCUCAUCCUGGGAACAGAUGCGGCGGAGACAGAGGAACUGGGAAUAGGGAAUAGCAAUGGUGCAGGAAGCAGCACCAAUGUAGUCGACACCUCAUUUGCUGUCUGGGUAGUCUCCAGCCCCUUGGUAUGAACAUCCAAUUCUCCAA